Molecule: messenger RNA, 1518 nt
Organism: Colletotrichum aenigma
Lineage: Eukaryota; Fungi; Ascomycota; Sordariomycetes; Glomerellales; Glomerellaceae
Gene: mtaD-2
Product: 5-methylthioadenosine/S-adenosylhomocysteine deaminase
Exons: 4
Coding region: 1-1518 (505 amino acids)
Cellular component (GO): cytosol
Molecular function (GO): deaminase activity
Source: RefSeq, a predicted model, not a curated record
AUGCAUACCCUCAACUUGGUAACGUCUCUAGCGGCCUCUGUCGGUCUGGCCAGCGCUUCGUCGGUCCUUCUACAGGGUGGCACUAUCGUCGGCUUCGAUGACCAGACCAACUCGCUCAACGUCGUCCGCAAUGGCUCCCUCCUCAUCACCGACGACCGUAUCACGGCUAUCUACACCGCCGAGGAGGCUGCGAAUCAGCCCGUCAGUGGUAACGAGACGCAGGUUGUGGACGUGACCAACAAGAUUAUCACUCCCGGCUUCGUCGACACUCAUCGCCAUGGAUGGCAGACUGCCUUCAAGACCAUCGGUUCUAACACGUCCCUCGCUGAGUACUUCACCCGCUAUGGAGAAUAUGCCGCUGCUGGUCUUCUCAGUGCCGACGAUGUAUACAUCGGCCAGUUGACAGGGCUUUAUGAGGCUCUCAAUGCUGGUGUCACUACCACCCUCGACCACGCUCAUCACACAUGGUCCAACGCUACUGCAGAGGCUGGACUGAAGGGCAGCAUCGACAGCGGUGCAAGAGUCUUCUGGUCUUACGCUUUCCAUAACGUUACCAAUUACACAGUCUCUGAGCAGCUUGCGAACUUCAGAGACAUCGCAACUAGGGCCGAGUUUGAUGGGUCUGCCACAAGCCUUGGUGUUGCCUGCGACUUCUUCGGUCCCGACCCGGUCCUUGACCAGGUCAAUGCUGUCGUCGACCUUGCCAAGGAGUUCAACGUCUCGGUCAUUACAACUCACAGUCUUCAAGGGCCUUGGGGCAUUACCAACAGCCCUGAGGACCUGCAUGCAGUCGGUGCCCUCAACACCAGCAUCCCCGUCGUCUUCUCGCACGCCUCAUUUUUGACCUACCGCGGCGCCUCUCUCCUCCGUUCCACAAACCAGUACAUCUCCAUCACCCCAGAAUCCGAGAUGCACUACGGCCACACCCACCCCAACAGCCACCUGAUUCAGGACCAAGCCGCGAUCGGCGUCGACACCCACUUCACCUUCUCCACCGACAUCCUCACCCAGGCUCGUCUCUGGUUGCAGAGCACCCGCCGCUUACUCUACCAGCAGGUCCUGGCCCACUGGAAGAUCCCCACCUCCACUCCCAUGACGGCCAACCAAGCAUUCCUCAUGGCCACCCGCAACGGCGGCCUCGCCCUGCGCCGUCCCGACCUGGGCGUCAUCGCUAAGGGGGCCAAGGCCGAUGUUGUCGUCUGGGAUGGCGAGAGUCCUGCGCUUCUUGGCUGGAUCGACCCCGUCGCUGCAGUGAUUCUUCACGCCAGCGUUGGUGACAUCCAGCAUGUUCUCGUUGACGGAAAGUUUGUGAAGAAGAACCGCGAGCUGGUGGCUGCCAACUACUCUAGUGUUCGUACAGAGUUCUUGAAGAGCGCACGCAAGAUCCAGGAUACUUGGAGGAAUAUCCCAUUCGAGGCUCUGGACGGGGCUUUCAGCGCGUCUGGUGCUGCUUAUGAAGCUCCACUUGAGGUUGAUGUUCUCACUGGUGAGCAGUCAGGAUACGGAACGACGACAUAA